ACACUGAACUCUCAUUUCACGGUAAAACGAACAAUCGUAACUCUUUUGCUUUCGUUUUCAACAACAAUAAUGUAUAUCUCUUGAAGAAAAGCCAAUCAAGGAAAACAUAUGCCUCGAGCACUACCUAGUGGUCUUUAUAUAAAGUGCAAAGAAAAAAAACAUACAUGACACUAUUUCUUAAUAACUUAACAGCUUUAACUAAAAAUAUACACAAGCUUAACAGAAAUUAUUCUCAUAAGAGUGUUUUCCAACAUGAUGGAAAUAUUAAAGUAUUUAGUGAGUAGAGACAGGGAUGUUUGCAGCAGUAUUUAUUCAAAUAAACAAGAUAAUCGAACAGUCAAGGGAGCACAUAAAUGUAACUUAAACUGCUUUGCAUUUACACAAAGACAAUAAACAACAAUGAUCUGAUUAAAGUGAGGAGUAUAAGGGUGACGUUUAACUAAACAAGACACAGGUGAAGAACCAAAUCAGUAACUAUGGAAGCAACUAAGAACACACUAGAACCCAUGGAAACCAAUGAAACAGGAAGUAAACACAGGAAACAGGAAUUCACAUACACCAGAAAAAAAAAACUUCAAAAUGAAAGUCUCAGAACAGAAAUAAUCAAACAUAACCAUAAUAAUAAGAGAGUGUGAAUUACAUUCACUUGUGUUUAACUUCAAUGCACAGACUGGACCCUCCAGGAUUCAGCUGUGUGUCCAUGAAGAAUGAUCGGUCAAUGGAUCCUCCACCCAAGCUUAGUGGAAACACUGAUCAUGGGUUUAGCAGUGACCAUCAACAUGCUGAAGCCCAAAGACAUUUAGAUCGAAUUUGAGGAAGAAGUUUCAGUGUCUGUAUGAGGGAACAGCAAAACAUGGAAACCCAACACUGCUGAAUGAGAUCUACACCGAACUCUACAUCACAGAGAGUGAUUGUGGAGAGAUCAAUAAUGAGCAUGAGGUGAGACAGAUUGAGACUCAAUCCAGCAGAGCAGCAAAAGAGGACACACCGAUCAAAUGCACUGACAUCUUCAGACCUUUACCUGGACAAGACAAACCCAUCAGAACUGUCCUGACAAAGGGAGUUGCUGGCAUUGGAAAAACAGUCUCUGUACAGAAUGGGCUGAAGGGAAAGAGAAUCAGGACAUCCAGCUCAUAUUUCCACUUCCUUUCAGAGAGCUAAACCUAAUGAAGGAUGAAAAACUCAGACUUUCAGAACUUCUUAAUGUCCUUUUCCCUGAAGCAAAAGAAAUGAAACCAUUCAGUGGUGAAUAUAAAGUUGUCUUUGUUUUUGAUGAUCUGGAUGAGUGUCGCCUGUCUCUGGACUUCAGUGUGAAAUUGUGUAAUAUUUCUGAAUCAACCUCAGUGGACGUGCUGCUGACGAACCUUGUUGCAGGGAAUCUGCUCCCCUCUGCUCUCAUCUGGAUCACCUCCAGACCCGCAGCAGCUGAUCUCAUCCCGUCUGAGUGUGUCCAUCGAGUGACAGAGGUACGAGGCUUCAAUGAGCCACAGAAGGAGGAAUACUUCAGGAAGAGAAUCGGGGAUCAGAGUCUGGCCGAUAAAAUCAUCACACACCUAAAGUCUUCAAGGAGCCUCUUCAUCAUGUGUCAUAUCCCAGUGUUCUGCUGGAUCUCAGCCACUGUUCUAGAGAAGAUGUUGAGUAAAGCUGAGAAUGGAGAGAUCCCCAAGACUCUCACUCAAAUGUACACACACUUCCUGAUCAUUCAGUCCAACAUCAAACUUGAGAAGGACUAUGAGAAGAAAGUGAAAGAUGAAGACAUGAUCCUCAAACUGGGGAAACUGGCAUUCCAGCAGCUUGUGAAAAGAAACCUGAUCUUCUAUGAGGAAGACCUGAACGAGUGUGGCAUUGAUGAGACAGAAGCAUCAGUGUACUCAGGAUUGUGCACUCAGAUCUUCAGACAGGAGUUGGGCUUGUAUCAGGGGAAAGUCUUCUGCUUUGUUCAUCUGAGCAUUCAGGAGCAUCUGGCAGCUCUUCAUACAAUGAAGAGAAAACAAUUGAAUAUAUUAAAACCAGAAUAAGAAUGAAUCCCUCACCAGAGAAAUCGAUCAGUCUGUUCCACUCUUUAAAUGAACUGGGUGAUCAUUCUCUAGUAAAUGAAAUCCAGGAAUAUCUCAGAUCUGGAGGUCUUUCAAGCACCAGAUUGUCCUCGUCACAGUGGUCAGCAGUUGUCUUUGUUUUAUUAACUUCCGAGUGUUUGGAUGAGUUUCAUUUGUGUAAAUACAUAAGCAGAAGAAAAAGCCAAAACCAAAUGUCCGCAGAUGAAGUACUUCAGAAGCUCCUGCCUGUAGUUGAAGUCUCCAGAUCAGCUCAGUUGAGUGAUUGUAAUAUCACAGAUGAAGGUUGUGCUGCUCUGACUUCAGCUCUGAGAUCAAAAUCACACCUCAGAGAACUGGAUCUAACUGUGAACAAAAUAGGAGGUCGAGGUCUGAGGCUGCUCUCUGAUGGACUGAAGGAUCCUCAUUGUAAACUGGAGAAACUGAGGUUGAGAUGUUGUGGUGUCGCAGAUGUAGGUUGUGCUGCUUUGGCUUCAGCUCUGAGAUCAAACUCACACCUCAGAGAACUGGAUCUGACUGAUAAUAAAAUAGGAAAUGAAUGUCUGACGCUGCUCUCUGCUGGACUGAAGGAUCCUCACUGUAAUCUGGAGAUACUGAGGUUGUAUAGUUGUGAUAUCACAGAUGAAGGUUGUGCUGCUCUGGCUUCAGCUCUGAGAUCAAACUCACACCUCAGAGAACUGGAUCUGACUUUGAAUAGCAUAGGAAAUGGAGGUCUGAUGCUGCUUUCUGAUGGACUGAAGGAUCCUAACUGUAAAUUGGAGAAACUGAUGUUGAGAGAUUGUGAGAUCACAGAUGAAGGUUGUGUUGCUCUAACUUCAGCUCUGAGAUCAAACUCACACCUCAGAAAACUGGAUCUGUCUCAGAAUAAAAUAGGAGAUAAAGGUCUGACGCUGCUCUCUGAUGGACUGAAGGAUCCGCACUGUAAACUGGAGAAACUCACGUUGCGGAGUUGUGAUAUCACAGCUGAAUGUUGUGCUGCUCUUACUUCAGCUCUGAGAUCAAACUCACACCUCAGAGAACUGAAUCUGACAUGGAAUAAAAUAGGAGGUGGAGGUCUGACGCUGCUCUCUGAUGGACUGAAGGAUCCUCAAUGUAAACUGGAUAAACUGAUGUUGAGACGUUGUGUUUUGCUGCUCUGACUUCAGCUCUGAGAUCAAACUCCUCACAACUUAGAGAACUGGAUCUGACUGGGAAUAAACUGCAAGACUCAGGAGUGAAUCUGCUCUCUUCUGGACUGAAGGAUCCUGACUGUAAACUGGAGAAACUGAUGUAAGACAUCAUACAAUAAUCUUAAUUGAAACAAUCAAAUUAUUUUAAAUGAUUAUUCUCCUUAUGUUGUUCAAAUCAUAGUGAUUUACAUUAACUUGAGGUUAUACUGCAACCUUGGUUCUCUGAGUGAGAGACUAUCUCUCCACCAGAAUACAUAUGUAUGGAACUAUGACUCCACUCAUGGCAUGUGAUGUGGAUUCUCUGUAAGACACUAAUUAAACUCAUCAUGCACUAUAAAAGGGAUGAUGAAAGCGCAUUACUUCUUGUAAAUAAAUGUGUCUCUGAGUGACGGUGAGGUGGAGAGGUAGUCUCUCACCCAGAGAAUCAAAGUUAAAAAUGUAACCCUACGUUCUCUAUCGUAUCGAGACUAUCUCUCCACCAGAAUACAUAUGUAUGGGAACAGGCACGUGCACAGGUAGGGCUCAACCUGUGCAGUGCACAUGCCCUUUUUGUCCUUACACUCCGAAGUGCCCUUUUUUUGGAGGUGUUUUAUUUUAUUUAUUUAUUUUCUUCAAUAAAUCAAUGAUAUCGGUCACCCUUCAUGUCUGUCUGUCUGAUUUGUAAAUAUAUUUAGCCUAAUAAAGGUAUUAAAAAGAGCUUGUGACAAAAUGGUUUUGGUUCCGCUCAAACUGUCAGUCAAACCUCUUAACUCCGCCCCCUGAGUGCAGCGAACUGAAGUUCCACAGCGGAGCAGCUGAAUGUCUUGCAAUGGUAAAUAAAUAUCUUGUUUUUUGAAUAAGUACAACGUUGUCUUUACGAAAGAAACACUAGUAUGUCUAUAAAGUUUCAUAUUUUAUGCAUUUGCCAUCUAAGUUAGUCAUAGCCAA
Messenger RNA from Megalobrama amblycephala (Wuchang bream), 4150 nucleotides. RefSeq names its product ribonuclease inhibitor-like. The transcript is spliced from 8 exons. The coding region runs from base 2021 to 3193 and encodes 390 amino acids. Lineage: Eukaryota; Metazoa; Chordata; Actinopteri; Cypriniformes; Xenocyprididae. Gene Ontology annotation, molecular function: protein binding. The record is from RefSeq and is a predicted model, not a curated record.